AUGCAAAAUGAACCACCAAUAUUGCUGCCACGAAAACGAAAACUAUCGCCAAAAAAUAUAUUUUCUGUGGAAUGUUUCCUUGUUACAAUGUUGUUUGUGAUCGCUGUUCAGGGUACUUAUCUUGCAUACGUAGUUGGCAUACUAACAAAUCUGGAACGACGAUUUGGCAUAUCGAGCAAAAAAUCCGGUGCUUUAUUAUCGUUUUAUGAUAUUGGCCAUACUGUCUCUGUGGUAUUGAUUGGCUUUCUGGCCAAUGAUAAACAUUUACCACGAAUUACAGCUGUAGGAGUAAUAGUUAGUGCUGCAUCGAUGUUCGUAUUAGCCUUACCAAUGGUAUUAUUUGGAACACAAUCAUUCGAUGAAUCAUCAAUGUCACAACAUGAACAUGAAUACAUUCUCAAAAAUAUUUGCGAUCCAUCACGAAUUACUAAUGAUUCAGAGCAAAAUUGUAAAAUUCAAGAGAAUGAACAUUUUUUGGCAUUUUGCAUUCUGGUCAUUGGUCAAAUCCUAGCUGGUAUUGCUGCUGCACCAUUCAAUACAGUGGCUUAUGUUUAUGUGGACAAUAAUCUGGCAGAUAAAACAAAAUCACCGUUUUACUUGAGUUUGUUAUCUAGUAUGUAUGCAUUUGCGCCAGCUUUUGGAUUUGCAUUAAGUGCAGGUGUCGCACAGUUAUCUACAACUAUUUUUGAUGUAUCUUCAAGCGUGACAAUUAAUGGUGAUGAGUGGAUUGGAGCCUGGUGGCUUGGUUUCAUUAUCUUCGGCUUACUUUACUUAGUCGGUGCUAUUCCAUUAUUUUUCUUUCCCAAAAAGCUGUUGCAAUAUGAUUCAAAUUCGUUUGAAAUGCAACAACUGAGGAAUGAAUGUUCACAUAAUCACAAUGAUCAUGAAAUCGCUGUUCCUGAAAACGACGUACAAUCACAUGAAACAUUUUGUGAACAGCUAAAAGCGGCUUUUGCAGAAUUUCCGGGAUUAAUAAAGAAUCCGGUAUUUACUUCAAUGAUAAUUGGAUGGAUGUUUGGUUCAUAUCUUACCAGUGGUUAUAGCACUUAUCUACCAAAAUAUAUCGAAACACAAUUUGGUCGUAGCGCAUCACUUGCUGAUACUUAUGCCGGUAUAGUAUCACUUGGUAGUAUAGCAGUUAGCACAGCGCUGGGUGGUUAUUUGCUGGCAAAAUUUAAUCCAUCACCUCGAAAAGCGUUACUUUUUUUGAUUGCCUCCUGGUCGAUCAUUGUAAUCACAUAUUUGAUCGGUGCAAUAGUUGGUUGUGAUGAGCCACGAGUGAAACAACUCCUUAUUGACACUAUCGCCAUCAAUGAAGAAAAAUUCGAUGAUAACUUAAAAUGUAGUUUUGACUGCCAAUGCAAUCAAGUUAAUCUCUUUAAUCCAGUAAAUUAUCACAAAAUGAAUUAUUUCUCACCGUGCCAUGCUGGUUGUCGAAAAUAUAAUCCUCACUUGCAAAAAUGGGAUUUAUGUUUAUGUGCUGAUAAUGGCUCGGUUGAAAGUGGUUUAUAUAUGGACGAAUGUAAUACAAUAUUCAUUUAUGUUGCAAUGAUGUUUACGGGCCUAUUUUUUGGCAAUUUAUUUUUCAUGACAACAAUGAUGGUUGUACUAAGAUCUGUAUAUGAUGACCAAAAAGUUCUGGCACUUAGCUUUGCAUCCUGCAUUACAAACAUUAUGGGCUUUAUUCCGGCUCCAAUAAUUUUUGGUUGGAUUAUUGAUGAAGAUUGUCUGUUAUGGCAUAGUAGAUGCCCUCAUGAUCAUGCUAACUGUGUUAUCUAUGAUAAUAAAGCAUUUCGACAAAGUUUGCAUUUGACAAGUGCUGGCUUUCAGACUUUUGCUGUCAUUUCAGUUAUAAUUUGCUAUUUGUUUAGUCGUAAAUUUACAUUCCCAGAAGAAGAAAAGGAAGAAGAGGUAUACGGUGAUUAUAAUGAAAAACAGGUUGAUAGUUUCACCUUACAAUCACAUGCUAUACAAAGUGUUCUUCUAUAA
Molecule: messenger RNA, 1989 nt
Organism: Cercopithifilaria johnstoni
Lineage: Eukaryota; Metazoa; Nematoda; Chromadorea; Rhabditida; Onchocercidae
Source: the annotation of a GenBank genome assembly